GCACGUGCGCGUCGCUCCUCUGCUCUCUGCCCUUCACGUCCGUCCACAUCCUUCCAGGUUCCACUCCGCAGCGCAGCGAUGGCCCUGCUCAAGUCCCACAAGGUGAUCUACUGUCUGGGGAACAUCUCUCCAUCCCUGGGUACCCUGUCCACCCGCCACAGCUCAUGGUGGGCCGGAGUGCAGAUGGGCCCCCCCGAUCCCAUCCUGGGGGUGUCCGAGGCCUUCAAGAAAGACACCAACCCCAAGAAAAUGAACCUGGGAGUGGGAGCAUACAGGGACGACCAGGGCAAGCCCUUCGUGCUCAGCUGUGUGCGCAAGGCAGAAAGCAUUAUUGCAGCUAAACAGAUGGACAAGGAGUACCUUCCCAUCACUGGUCUGGGGGAUUUCACCAAGGCCUGUGCCAAACUGGCUUUUGGUGCUGAUAAUGAGGUCAUGAAGAGCGGCAGGAACGUCACCGUUCAAACCAUCUCAGGAACUGGAUCUCUGCGCAUUGGAGCCAACUUUUUGUCUCGAUUCCACGGAGGCCCACGUGACGUGUACCUGCCCAAGCCCUCCUGGGGAAACCACACGCCCAUUUUCAGAGACGCUGGCAUGCAGCUCAAAGGCUACCGAUACUACGACCCCGCCACAUGUGGCUUCGACUUCAACGGAGCUCUGGAGGACAUUUCUAAUAUGCCAGACAAGAGUGUGAUCAUGUUGCACGCUUGUGCCCACAACCCAACCGGUGUGGACCCCAAGGUGGAGCAGUGGAAGGAGAUCGCCAGCGUUGUGAAGCAAAAGAAUCUGCUCGUGUUCUUUGACAUGGCCUAUCAGGGCUUCGCCAGUGGAGACAUCGAUCGUGAUGCCUGGGCUGUGCGCCACUUCAUUGAGGAGGGCCACAACAUCGUGCUCUCCCAGUCCUUCGCCAAGAACAUGGGACUUUACGGUGAGCGUGUGGGAGGCUUCACUGUCGUGUGUAACGAUGCUGAGGAGGCGAAGAGAGUCGAGUCUCAGCUUAAAAUCCUCAUCAGGCCCAUUUACUCCAACCCACCAAUGAACGGUGCCAGAAUUGCUUCAACCAUUCUCAACACACCAGAACUGAACUCACAGUGGCUGGAGGAGGUCCACGGUAUGGCAAACCGCAUCAUUAUGAUGAGAGAAAAGCUGGCAGCCGGACUGAAGAAAGAGGGCUCCUCUCACAACUGGCAGCACGUUAUCGACCAAAUCGGGAUGUUCUGCUUCACAGGCCUCAAACCUGAACAGGUUGCGCGCUUGACAAAGGAGUUUUCCGUGUACAUGACUAAGGACGGCAGAAUCUCCAUGGCGGGCGUGACCUCCGGAAACGUGGGAUACCUGGCAGAGGCGAUCCACGCGGUUACCAAGUAGAGCGGAUCAUACUAGAAGACCUACAAAAUCAAAGCAGCGGUGUGAAUGAGGAGCGCCAUGUGCUACUUACUCUCUGUCUGCUCCAUUCCGCCGUUAGAAAAGAGCUCAAUAUUUACUUAGACUUUUUAUUGAUUGGAUUUCAUCAUGAGUUCAACUUUGUCCCUGUUCAGCAGCUGUUGCUUUUUCCUCUUUUUCUUUAAUAUUUCAAUCUUUUUAUUUAUUGAACUGAACAGGCUCCCCCUGCCAAAUUCCAAAGAAAAAAAAAAGAAAUCUCCCUGUCUCUGAUUGAACUGAUGUCUCAUCUGUGUUUAUUUGUCAUGUGGAAUCAACUGUUGGCUGUGCAUUAGUAUCCUUAAUGUGCACUGCAUCUGCUCUGGGCACACUAGAAACCAUCAGGAGACACUGGGGUCAUGCUAUGCUGUGCGUUAGUUUUACAUGCAAGGCGAGAUCUCCCUCACUUUUUGGAAGCCUCUUGAAAUAGGAGAGUUAUUUGUCUUUUCUUAAUUUGAAUGGUUAAGUUGUAGCACUUUAUAAGCAGCAAAGCACUGUUUGAGUUUCAAAAAUUUGGCUGACACAUUUUGUUUUUAUCAUUAGACCUUACAGGCAUUUGUCAAUCCGGGUAAUCUAUUCACUAUUCAGAUUAAUCUGUGGUAGUUCACCUGAACUAAUCAAUCAUCUGGUAAUUGAGUCUCCUUAUUAUCUCUGUUUGGAAUGUGUCCGUCAAUCUCCCUUGUUAUCAGUACGUUUCCACUAAACCUGCAGGGCAGCAGUCCCCCCGUCAGUCCCUGAAACGAGUCCACAAGCCUGAAGAGUUCAACUCGGUACAAAGAAGUGAUCAAUGACUUCUUCAUCAACACGUUUGCACUCCCAGCUCAUUCACUGAGAUGUGGCAGUGAGUCUGUUGAAUGUGAAUCUGCUCAUGUGUCUGAAACGUCUGGCACUUUGCCUCCAUGCUUUGCAUUCUGUCAUGAAAUAAUAAUGGAUCAUCGGACAUGUACCUUACUGAACAAACAAUAAAUUAUUAUAGAGUAA
Molecule: messenger RNA, 2397 nt
Organism: Platichthys flesus (European flounder)
Lineage: Eukaryota; Metazoa; Chordata; Actinopteri; Pleuronectiformes; Pleuronectidae
Gene: got2b
Product: glutamic-oxaloacetic transaminase 2b, mitochondrial
Exons: 10
Coding region: 79-1365 (428 amino acids)
Biological process (GO): L-aspartate catabolic process; biosynthetic process
Cellular component (GO): mitochondrion
Molecular function (GO): L-aspartate:2-oxoglutarate transaminase activity; pyridoxal phosphate binding
Source: RefSeq, a predicted model, not a curated record